Messenger RNA from Thamnophis sirtalis, 3544 nucleotides. Lineage: Eukaryota; Metazoa; Chordata; Lepidosauria; Squamata; Natricidae. The record is from RefSeq and is a predicted model, not a curated record.
AUGCCGAAAAGGUUCACCAUCACUGUUCUUUUAAAACCACCAACCAGAACCUGCCAACGAUAUCAACAAUUGAUGGAAGAGACUAUUCAUUUGCCAAGCUAUCAAGCUAAAUUGAGAGAAUGGAAGGGCUUUAUGGAAAAGAUGGCUAAUUAUACAGGGUUUAAAUCUGAGCAGCUGAGCCUGAGAGGCCUCUGGAAGGUGCAUGACACACUCUUCUGCCAGAAAACCCAUAACAUGACUUUGCCUAGCUGGGCUACACCGCAAGUUCUGGCAACUCUCUCGGAGAUAGAAGUGUUUAAUAUUGAAGCGCAUGUGGGGAUGCAUGCUGCCCAGGAGAAAGCUCGAUUCAUUGGAGGGUUGCUGCUGGGUGCUAUUUUGAGCAACUUUUCCAAAAUGGUGUGCCAGGACCUGCCUCUUAAGAUGAUAAUGUAUUCUGCUCACGACAGCACCCUGAUUGCUCUGCAGGCAGCCCUCGGGGUUUACAGUGGCCGCCCACCACCCUAUGCAGCUUGUCAUGGAUUUGAAUUCUACCAAGAAAGUAACAAGUAAGUUUAACAAAAGAAGGGUGGGCAGGUCUCGCUUUUGCAAGUGCCAAGAUGCAGACAUGGUUCAUUGCUCUCCGCCAUGUUCAGGACAAUAAGCUUAAAAGGCUGAGCACAUACAAAGCCUUGUAAAUACUGAACCAUAGGAUCUAAGGUUGGGCAGAUCACCUGGUGUUAAUUUGACAAACCAGAAGCAUACCUUCAGCUUGCAAAGAUGUCCAGACAGGGCAUUUAAAGGAGCUUAACUGGUCAGUAUCCUACAAACGAAAAAGAUGGUUUAACUUUUGCCUUUACAUAAUUAUAUGGUUCACUGAAGUAUGUUAAAAUGGAAAUUUUUGCACAACCUGAACUCGAGAAGAUAUUAAGAUUCUAGACAAAGCUCAUUUCCAUUUUGUCAUUUCAUUUUGCUCUUUCCUUUCUUACAGUAUCUUUCCCGAGCCAGACUUUGCAUCACUUUCAAAACCAUUUCCUUGCAGCAGAGCUGGCUGCCUUCAAACAACCUGUCAGCAAAUUUAGUUGCUGAUGCAUUAGUCAGACUGUAGCAUCACGAUAGAGAGGCUGAGGUGGCAGAACCUGAAUCUUUUCAAGGAUUGUGCAGCAGCAAAUAAAUAUAUCUUUUGGCAGAUACGCAAGGAGGUAAAGCAGGUUCCAGAGCGAUGUUAAAACUUUUAAAAUUUUCACAUUUCAGCUCUUUCAGCGUUGCCAUGUUCUACCGCAACAGGAGUGACCAGAGGGCCCAUAUCCUACCUCUGCCUGGCUGCCCCACACCUUGCCCAUUGCCACUGUUCAUCCAUCUCACCCGUACAGCUGUCCCAGAGGACUGGGAUACCGAAUGCCAAAACCCUCAGAGCGGUCCAGGUAAUGAGGUCAUCUUCCCCCUCCCCCCUUAGCACAGAGCUAGUUAAUCGAAACUUUUAAGCCUGAUCAGAUAUUCUAUUUGCAGGGCGUGCGGUGAUCGCCCUGGCUGCAGCAGUAGGUGUGCUGAGUGUGGCACUGCUUGGCAUGGGUGCCUUGUAUUGGAGGAGGUGAUAAUGAAGAUAAGCUGAAUUGGCAACCAUCCAAACCCCAUGGAGCAAGAAGCAAACUGCCUUUUUGUAUUUUUUUUUAAAAAUGUGGUGCAAUGCAGCCAUCUCAGCUAGCAUUCUAAUUGGGAGAAUGUGACAAAAGAGGGGAGCUGACAAAGACUUUGUGCCAGGCAGUUCCUCACCAACUACUUGGAGGUCAAUGCCAGCAGGAAAUUCAGCACAGGAUGUUACUAGGAAAAGGAAUGCAAAGCGCUUAGCUGAAAUGCCAGUGUUAAAUCUAUGGCACAACCGUGUUAGAUUUUAGCUCAUAAACUACAUGUCCUGCACUCAAAAUUCCUAGAUGCUUCCUCCUUUUAGGUUUGUGUGUCCAACUCAAUUAAGGUUCACCGAAAUACACUGCAUCAGCUUGAUAUUGUCCCCACUUAUUUCUCCCUGUCACACCCAAUAUUCCAUAAGCUCUGCACUAAACACAGGGAUGGCUUCAUUAUGUCAUUCCUGUUCCCACUCAACGCUGCACUCAGUAGUUUGAGAAGGUUGCUUUGGCCAAAAGACCCUGCAUUUUCAUGCCUUUAAUAAUUUCUCACCACCCAGCAGGAAAACUGGAUUUUACUUUACACAACAUGCAUACAACAAUAGAAGGAAAAUUUUAUUUAGUAGUUUUGGGGUUAAAACUCCCUAUUUCAGUACUGAAUUACCAGAUUCACAGAACAUACUGUAUAGGACACGACUGUUAAGCUAAUGUGCAAAACCUAGUUAACUGUUGCACUAUACCCAAUGCUGCAAAGAUAAGUCGGUUUCACCCACCUAUUCAAGGAACAAGUUUCCUAUCAAUAAAGGAGGCAUCCUGGGGGGAAGGGAACCCCAAACCCAUUUCAAAGAUCAUGUUCUUGGGGUCCACCUGACAUAAGGCAAGUUUAGAAAGCAAAGGGAAACAGAGCAGUUCAAUGGCAGGACUACCCACUAGUGCAGUUGAAGUUGCCAAGUUUGGGAACCACUGCACUAGUAGUAUAGCAUAGCUAAUUUUGACAUCAAUGAACCAAAGGCAGCUGCUACUUUCCCAUUACUGAAGGACAUCAUUAUGGAUACCUCAUUCAUACAUUUAGUCUUUCAAUAGGAAUAACCACCUCUUUUAUUUAAGGUCAAUAAGCUUGUUUGCAGACAAGCUGCAUGAAAAAUGUACUUUAGUUAUUUCAUUUGUGACUAAUGCUUGCAGGUGCCAUGAACUCCCAAGAGAUGGCUAUAUUGUCUCGCCUGGGAUCUCUAAGGGAACACAAAUCCAUGAAUACAGGGAACGGGAAAGAUUGCAAACAACCAAUUGUAUGGAAAGGCAGUGCCCUUGAAAAGAACAUUGCUUGGAAAUUUUCUGAUUGGGCAGCUGUAAUACAUUUAAUGGGCCAAGAUCACCUUCCAAAAAUGUAACUGCUACAUUUUGCUGCAAAUCGAAGAUUCUCCCCGCUCUGCAGAGUAAUUUUUGCUGUUCCUUUCCCAGCCACUGAAUUUGGCUGCUUGACCCAGUUCUAAGUAGCAUCUACAGCAGAGGUUCACCACCCAUUGCAUCAUAUGGUAUUUUAAGUAAGCCGCACAGCUCUUCCCCUUUUUCUGGUACUAAGAGCAGGGGUAAGAAUCAGAAAAGAACACUUGGAAGAAAGGAGUUCGAACGUACCCCUUUUAAGAAGGCAUGCUUUACAGCAGCAUUACCAGCUAGUGUUUAUUCAGAUGGGUGUGCGUAUAAGGUUGCUGCUGGAGUCCAAAGUUAUCACAAGUAUUUUGCAGUUUAGUAGUAUUACCCUUUGCAGCUUUAACAAACAUAGCAAAGUUAUUCACCAAUUAAUGAAAUAUUUAUUGUGUAAGAGAGUAAAGUAAAUAAACCCCCCACUGCUUUCUAAUCGGGAUCUGAUAAGCCUCUCACUUCUGCAUGAAAAACAGAAUAAGGGGCAUAAUGCAUAAACAAUGCCAAAUCCCUCCCAUUCCAAACAC